This is a messenger RNA of Leptonychotes weddellii (Weddell seal), 1692 nucleotides long. It is a transcript of the gene KRR1, whose product is annotated as KRR1 small subunit processome component. Gene Ontology annotation, molecular function: RNA binding. Gene Ontology annotation, cellular component: small-subunit processome; nucleolus. NCBI's taxonomy places the organism in Eukaryota, Metazoa, Chordata, Mammalia, Carnivora, Phocidae. The record is from RefSeq and is a predicted model, not a curated record.
AUAGACAGAUUUUCAGGACUAAAAUCCGGUAGGAUUUAAGAACAGUUCCACUUCCGGUAACACCGGAAGCAGUUUGAAGAUGGCGUCUUCCUCCUUCAACGGGGCGGCCGCUGCGGACGGGAAAAGUGAAUUAUUUCGUAACAAGAAGCCGAAGCCGGAGAACCGAGAUGAAUCAGAACUCCUCACUGUUCCUGAUGGUUGGAAGGAACCGGCUUUUUCCAAAGAGGACAAUCCCAGAGGACUCUUGGAAGAGAGCAGUUUUGCAACUUUGUUCCCAAAAUAUAGGGAGGCUUACCUGAAAGAGUGCUGGCCAUUGGUACAGAAAGCCUUGAAUGAACAUCACAUUAAUGCAACCCUGGACCUGAUUGAGGGCAGUAUGACUGUGUGUACAACAAAGAAGACUUUUGAUCCAUAUAUCAUCAUUAGGGCCAGAGACCUAAUAAAACUUUUAGCAAGGAGUGUUUCAUUUGAACAGGCAGUACGAAUUCUUCAGGAUGAUGUUGCAUGUGACAUCAUUAAAAUAGGUUCUUUAGUAAGAAAUAAAGAAAGAUUUGUAAAAAGAAGACAACGUCUCAUUGGUCCCAAAGGAUCUACAUUGAAGGCUUUGGAACUCUUAACAAACUGUUAUAUUAUGGUUCAGGGAAACACAGUUUCAGUCAUUGGACCUUUUAGUGGCUUAAAAGAGGUUCGAAAAGUAGUCCUAGAUACUAUGAAGAAUAUUCAUCCAAUUUAUAACAUUAAAACCUUAAUGAUUAAACGAGAGUUGGCAAAAGAUUCUGAAUUAAGAUCACAAAGUUGGGAAAGAUUUUUGCCACAGUUUAAGCACAAGAAUGUGAAUAAACGCAAGGAACCAAAGAAAAAAACUGUCAAGAAAGAGUACACACCAUUCCCACCACCACAGCCAGAAAGUCAGAUUGAUAAAGAAUUGGCUAGUGGUGAAUAUUUUCUGAAGGCAAGUCAAAAGAAGCGACAGAAAAUGGAAGCCAUAAAGGCUAAACAAGCAGAAGCUCUUAGUAAAAGACAAGAGGAAAGAAACAAAGCUUUUAUUCCACCUAAGGAAAAACCAGUUGUGAAACCAAGGGAAGCUUCUACUGAAAAUAAAAUUGAUGUGGCUGCCAUCAAGGAAAAGGUUAAGAAAGCCAAGAAUAAGAAACUGGGAGCUCUUUCAGCUGAAGAAGUUAAGCUUAAAAUGGAAGCAGAUGAAAAAAAGAAGAAGAAAAAAAAGUAACAUUAAAAAAAAACCCUGGAUGAGAACCAUUUAAGCUAUCUCCUUUUGUAAAGGAUUUUGAGAUACUAGGGCAUUAGUAGCCUGUAUGUGAGAAGGAAUACUCUGAUCACAUUUUUCUGAGUUUAUGUCAUUCUUCAAAACAGUGUUUAUAUAAACACCUGUCCUUUAUAAAUAUAAAUUAUUGUAUUCUCUGUGUGUUUUUUGGAAAACUUUGUGCUAGAAAGUGCUACAUAUGUCUUUGUAUAUAUUGCACCUAAUCUGUUUUGGCAUGUUUUGCCUAAGCAUGAUUUUAGAUGUAAUUUUUAGGUUGUUUAUAUAAAGAUUUUUGGAAUGUGGCUAUUGUAAUUAUCCAUCAAAUCCAGUGUUUGAUGCCACUGGUUAGUCUUUAAAUAUAAUCAUGUCCCACCAUUUGGUUUUGAGCAAAAUAAAUGCAGAUUUUGCAGUGCUCUCUCUAUUGCUAACGA